AUGUCCCUCAUCUCUCUAUUCAUCAAUGCGGGACUGAGUGCUGGCGGAGCGGUCGUCUGUUAUCGAUUGAUUUUAGAUUAUAUUCCGAUUUUUAUUGCACGGAAAAUGUAUGGAAAUGAUCAGUGUAAAGUCUCAAAUGCUCCAGUGCCUGAACCAAUGGGAGUAAUCUGUGCAGCAGUAUAUCUCAUUGUAAUGUUCAUGUUUAUUCCCGUCCCUUUCUUCGAAUGGAUCGGAAUGGAGUCAACUGAGUUUCCCUAUGCGAAACUCCUUGCAAUUCUCUCCGGACUCAUUUCGAUUUCGACGGCGAUUCUGUUGGGAUUCGCUGAUGAUAUGCUUGAUUUGAGAUGGAGACACAAAUUGUUGUUUCCCACGUUGAGCUCGUUGCCCCUGUUGAUGGUUUAUUAUGUUUCAGGCAACUCAACUACAGUAAUCGUUCCAUCAAUCGUCCGCCACCUCAUCCAUCCGAUAGCCGUCCUUCCGAUCACUAUUAAUAUCUCAUUCAUUUAUUACAUUUUUAUGGGAAUGGUCAUUGUGUUCUGCACGAAUGCUAUCAAUAUUUUGGCGGGAGUCAAUGGAUUGGAAAGUGGACAAUCACUGGUGAUCUCCGCGUCGGUUAGCUUGUUCAAUUUUGUGCAGAUCUACCGAUUCGGGACUGAAAAUACAACAGGAUUCUGGCAUCAUAUCAUCUCGUUGUACUUUUUACUCCCAUUCACUGCAUGCACCGCCGUUUUGUUUUAUUUCAAUAAGUAUCCAUCGCGAGUAUUCGUCGGUGACACAUUCUGCUAUUGGUCUGGAAUGACACUAGCCGUCGUAUCGAUUUUGGGACAUUUCAGCAAGACUUUGAUGCUUUUCUUCAUUCCACAGACAAUCAACUUCGUCUACUCAAUCCCUCAACUAUUCCAUUUGGUGCCUUGUCCAAGACAUCGAUUGCCGAAAUACGAUCCGAAAAGUGAUACGGUGAGCAUGAGUAUAGCUGAAUUCAAGAAAAGUGAGCUGAAACUGCUCGGAUCGAUAUUCAUUUCGAUUUGUCGAUCGAUUGGAAUGUUAUAUGUAAAGGAAUUUGAGAAGGAUGGAGAAAUAUAUCUCCGUAUCAACAACCUGACAAUCAUCAAUUUGGUGCUGAAAUUCGGUGGUCCAAUGCAUGAGAAAACGUUGAACGACGUGCUAAUGACCAUUCAAAUUCUCUCCUCUUGUCUCGCAUUUUUCAUUCGAUUCUAUCUCGCCUCGUUGUUUUAUGAUGUUGUUGAGUAA
Caenorhabditis remanei is the source of this 1251-nucleotide messenger RNA. RefSeq lists its product as uncharacterized. Gene Ontology annotation, cellular component: membrane. Gene Ontology annotation, biological process: protein N-linked glycosylation; dolichol-linked oligosaccharide biosynthetic process. Lineage: Eukaryota; Metazoa; Nematoda; Chromadorea; Rhabditida; Rhabditidae. The record is from RefSeq and is a predicted model, not a curated record. Gene Ontology annotation, molecular function: UDP-N-acetylglucosamine-dolichyl-phosphate N-acetylglucosaminephosphotransferase activity. The transcript is spliced from 9 exons. Bases 1 to 1251 code for a protein of 416 amino acids.